Arabis nemorensis is the source of this 1614-nucleotide messenger RNA. Lineage: Eukaryota; Viridiplantae; Streptophyta; Magnoliopsida; Brassicales; Brassicaceae. The record is from the annotation of a GenBank genome assembly.
AUGAGAAAGGGACCGAAAGCAACGGGGACUAGUAUUGUAAUUUUGUAUCGAUGGAGAGAAGUUUCAAAUCUGGAAGCUGAAGAUAAAUCGCGAAGGGGAGGAGAGAGGUUCUUCGUGUCGAAGCUUAGAGAAGCAGAGCUCUUGUUUCCCCAGUUUACUCCUUAUCCGACGAAGAUGGUCUCCACGAGCAAGAUCAAAUCCGUCGAUUUCUACAGGAAAAUCCCGAGGGAUUUGACAGAAGCGACUCUGUCUGGUGCUGGAUUGUCCAUCGUAGCAGCCAUCGCUAUGCUAUUUUUAUUUGGAAUGGAAUUGAAUAAUUAUCUGGCUGUCAGCACUUCCACAUCCAUCAUUGUUGACAGGAGCUCUGAUGGAGACUUCUUACGCAUAGAUUUUAACUUAAGCUUCCCGUCACUUUCGUGUGAAUUCGCAUCUGUGGAUGUCAGUGACGUAUUAGGAACUAACAGGCUAAAUGUAACAAAGACAAUUCGAAAGUUUUCUAUUGAUUCGAAUUUGAGAGCCACUGGUUCUGAGUUUCACUCCGGGGCAAUGUCAGCGCUCCUUAAUCAUGGAGAUGAAGCUGGUGAAGAAUUAGUUGAAGAUUCUGUAUCACUUACUGGCCGCAACUUCGAUACAUUUUCACAUCAAUUUCCAAUCUUGGUUGUUAAUUUCUAUGCUCCGUGGUGCUAUUGGUGUAAUCUCCUGAAACCAUCAUGGGAGAAAGCAGCAAAACAAAUAAAAGAGAGAUAUGAUCCAGAGAUGGACGGACGUGUUAUUUUGGCAAAAGUUGACUGCACCCAAGAAGGUGAUCUCUGUCGGAGGAAUCACAUACAAGGGUAUCCAUCCAUUCGCAUUUUCCGCAAAGGCAGUGAUCUCAAAGACGACAAUGCUCAUGAGCAUGAAUCCUACUAUGGAGAUCGUGAUACAGAGAGCUUAGUGAAGAUGGUGGUAGGUGUGGUUGAAACAGUCCAUCUAGAGCCCCAAAAACUAGCAUUGGAGGACAAAUCAGACAAUGCAACGAAAACUUUAAAAAAGGCACCUUCUACAGGUGGAUGUCGAAUUGAAGGAUACAUGCGUGUAAAGAAGGUUCCAGGCAACCUAAUGGUUUCAGCUAGCUCGGGAUCUCAUUCAUUUGAUUCUUCUCAGAUGAAUAUGUCCCAUGUUGUUAACCAUCUUUCAUUUGGGAGGAGGAUUUUGCCUCAGACAUUUGCAGAUUUAAAACGGUUAUCACCGUAUCUCGGUCGAAACCACGACCGUUUGGACGGCCGUCCCUUCAUAAACCAACGUGAUCUCGGCCCUAAUGUUACCAUCGAGCAUUAUCUUCAAGUAGUAAAGACAGAGGUAGUAAAAAGCAAUGGACAGGCAUUGAUUGAGGAGUACGAGUACACAGCGCAUAGCAGCGUUGCUCAUAGUUACUAUUUACCAGUCGCCAAGUUCCACUUCGAGCUCUCACCGAUGCAGGUUCUCAUAACUGAAAACUCCAAAUCCUUUUCUCACUUCAUCACCAACGUAUGCGCCAUUAUCGGUGGUGUCUUCACGGUUGCUGGAAUCUUGGAUUCUAUUCUCCACCAGACGAUGACAUUGAUGAAAAAGAUUGAACUUGGUAAAAACUUUUGA